This is a messenger RNA of Salvia splendens (bonfire salvia), 1031 nucleotides long. RefSeq names its product protein E6. The record is from RefSeq and is a predicted model, not a curated record. The coding region runs from base 65 to 802 and encodes 245 amino acids. NCBI's taxonomy places the organism in Eukaryota, Viridiplantae, Streptophyta, Magnoliopsida, Lamiales, Lamiaceae. The transcript has a single exon.
AGUUUCCCCUCUAUAAAAACUCACAAACCAAACAAAGUUGACGAUACCAUUUGUCUCAUCUGCAAUGGCUUCCCCUGCCAUGAAACUCUCCAUCUUCUUCCUCCUCCUCACCCUCUUCUCCUCUCUCCCCACUCAUGCAAGAGACAGCCAGUUAUUCAACAAAAUCCCUAGCACCACCAACACCAACAAUGUUGUUGUCCCAACCAAUCAACAGGAACCCAAUUUCCUCCCCGAAAACGAGAACAGCUACGGCCUCUACAGCCAGGAGACCGGCCAAAACCCCCCUUCCACCGCCGCACAACCCCUCAACAAAUACCUCCCCAAGAACUACAACCCCGUCGCCUACGUCACCCAGCCCGAAUCUGAACAAGAAAGAACCUUCACCACCAACCCCAACAACUACUACAAUGAAGAGGUGAACAGGAACAGCUACUACAGUGGCGAGGAGAAUUACUACAACAACCAGCAGCCGCUUGAUGAAGCCGAGUUCAGCACCACCACCAACAGAGACAACGGCGUCGCCAACUUCUACUUAGGCAGCAGCUUCAACAGCGGCCCAGCCUUCCGCAACCGCGCCAACACGUUCCAGCCGCAGGGAAUGAGCGACACGCGCCACUUGGAAAACGGAAAGUAUUUCUAUGAUGUUAACUCGGACAAGUACAGCAGCAAUCACCCUUAUGAAACCUUGAAAGCUGCUCGCCCGCAGAAUGAUUUCACCAACACAAACUUCUAUGGAAACAAUGCCUAUGAAUUCAACCACAACACUGAACAACACUUCCAGGAUGAGGAAAACAUGCCUUGAAACUUAAUCAGGAGAAGGAGAUAUUUACUUUAAUUUACAGUCAUGGUGUUUUUAAGUUAUGGUUUUUACUGAAAACCAAACCACACAUUUUAUUUUAUUUUCAUGCUUCUAUUUUUACGGUUUUCGACUCUAAAAUAUUACAGUAUAAUAAUUUGUAUAUUAAAUGCUAUAUUUGGGAAUUGAAAUUUGUGUGUUUGUUUUAUUCAAUAUAAUUACACAUUUCUUUUAA